This is a messenger RNA of Panicum virgatum (switchgrass), 375 nucleotides long. RefSeq lists its product as uncharacterized. The transcript has a single exon. The record is from RefSeq and is a predicted model, not a curated record. Lineage: Eukaryota; Viridiplantae; Streptophyta; Magnoliopsida; Poales; Poaceae. Bases 1 to 375 code for a protein of 124 amino acids.
AUGAUCUGCCAAAUCCGUCUGGCCUGGGUGCUCAUCGAUGGCGGCAGUACCCUCAACAUCAUCUUCGCCAAGACCCUGAAGGACAUGGGCUUCGACAUGACUAAGCUGGUCCCCUCGAACCAGGCCUUCUAUGGCAUUAUCCCGGGUGCUGGCUUGACUCCGUUCGACAAGGUCACCCUCCCGUUCCCCUUCGGCACUCGGGACAACUACAGAAGCAAGUCCAUCAUCUUCGAGGUGGAGCCAUUCGAGACUUCCUACCAUGCCGUACUUGGGAGACCAGCCCUCGCCAAGUUCAUGGCGAUCCCAAACCACACAUAUCUUCUUCUGAAGAUGCCGGCUCCAAAUGGAGUCCUCUCCAUCCGCGGCAACUUCUAG